AUGGCGAAGCACGCGGGCAAGGACGCGUUCCACCUCCGCGUGCGCGCGCACCCGUUCCACGUCCUCCGCAUCAACAAGAUGCUCUCCUGCGCGGGCGCCGACCGCCUGCAGACCGGCAUGCGCGGCGCCUUCGGCAAGCCCACGGGGACGUGCGCCCGCGUCCGCAUCGGCCAGGUGCUGCUCUCCGUGCGCUGCCGGGACGCGCACGCGCCGCAGGCGCACGAGGCGCUGCGCAGGGCCAAGUUCAAGUUCCCCGGCCGCCAGCGGAUCAUCACCAGCGGCAAGUGGGGGUUCACCAAGUUCUCUCGCGCGGAGUACCUGAGGCUCAAGAGCGAGGGACGCGUAGUCCCCGAUGGAUCCAAUGCCAAGCUGCUCACUUGGCACGGGUCUCUUGCUAAUCGCCAGCCCGGCAGAGCGGUGUAUCCACCCUCCGUCGCAGGAUCCGCUUAA
Messenger RNA from Miscanthus lutarioriparius, 450 nucleotides. The record is from the annotation of a GenBank genome assembly. NCBI's taxonomy places the organism in Eukaryota, Viridiplantae, Streptophyta, Magnoliopsida, Poales, Poaceae.